AUGCUGAGGAAAUCUGUCUCUAGACCUGCCAGCCGCGGCUUUUCCGUGUUGAAAAGCUUGAAAACCACCGAAAGCCCUAAGUCGACUCAAAAUGCUAAGCCUAACGAUCGCUUUAAGCCCCUGUCCGAUGCCCAAGUCGCCUACCUGGACCGUGUAGUAAGAGUUGAUCAGGCUGGAGAGCUUGGAGCAAACUACAUCUAUGCCGGGCAGUACUUUGUUCUUGCAAGCAAGUACCCUCACUUGAAACCCGUUCUGCACCACAUGUGGGAGCAGGAAAUCCACCACCACAAUACCUUCAACGAGAUGCAGCUGAAGCGCCGGGUGAGGCCCAGCUUGAUUACGCCACUCUGGAAGCUCGGUGCGUUUAUUAUGGGGUCAGGAACGGCCCUGAUAUCCCCAGAGGCCGCGAUGGCGUGUACAGAAGCCGUUGAGACUGUUAUCGGCGGGCACUACAACGACCAGCUGCGGUGCCUCAACAACCAGUACGAGCUAGAGAGAAACGACGGCACAAAGGGCCACAGCCAGGAGCUAAGCAGCCUAAUAGCCACUAUCAAGCAGUUCCGGGACGACGAGCUGGAGCACCUGGAUACCGCCAUUGAAUACGACUCCCACAAGGCUGUGCCUUACAUUCUCCUUACGGAGGGAAUUAAAAACGUAUGCAGAGUAGCUAUAUGGACUGCGGAAAGAGUCUGA
Molecule: messenger RNA, 693 nt
Organism: Lachancea thermotolerans CBS 6340
Lineage: Eukaryota; Fungi; Ascomycota; Saccharomycetes; Saccharomycetales; Saccharomycetaceae
Gene: CAT5
Product: putative monooxygenase CAT5
Exons: 1
Coding region: 1-693 (230 amino acids)
Biological process (GO): ubiquinone biosynthetic process
Cellular component (GO): mitochondrial inner membrane
Molecular function (GO): 3-demethoxyubiquinol 3-hydroxylase activity
Source: RefSeq, a predicted model, not a curated record